AGAUUUUCUUUCAGUUUUUCCAUUACAGAAAUUUUGUGCAAAUUCAUAAAAAAUCAGAAAAAAAUAGCAUUAGAACCGAAAUUAAUAAAAAUUUAAGUUUAAAAUUUGAUAAAAAAUUAAUAACUAAAAUACAAAUGUAUAUUUAAAUUUAUAAAAAUGAUUCUGGGCCAAUUUCAAAAGUUAGCUUCGCUCAAAUGUGUUGCGCCUACGUUUGCGCUCCAAGCGUCGAACAUUUUUGGAGACGUCGUAAAGUGUUUCAGUUCGAAAUGCGAUGGAGGUAAGAGUAAAAAAUCAAAAAAAGAUAAAAAGUCAAAGAAAGGUGGAAACGAUAAAGCAUGUGCUGAUGGUAAAGAUAAAAAGAAAGGUGGCAAGGAUAACUUAUCCGCAGUGCUGCAUGGCAUCGAAGAUUUGCGACUGGAACAAACGCCAAUACCAGAAGUUCUACCAGGACAGGUACUGCUUGCCAUGGAUACAGUGGGUAUUUGCGGUACCGAUGUGCAUUUCUUAGUAAAAGGUCGAGUCGGCUCGUUUGUGCUGAAAAAACCGAUCAUUAUUGGACAUGAAGCUUCCGGUAUUGUCGCAAAAUUGGGUAAGGGUGUUAAGAAUUUGAAAGAAGGUGAUCGUGUCGCCAUCGAACCGGGUGAAUGUUGUCGUAUAUGCGAACAUUGUAAGAAGGGUAGAUAUAAUUUAUGCCCUGAUAUGAAAUUCUGUGCUAAUCCACCGUAUAAUGGAAAUUUGCGUCGCUAUUACGCACAUAUGGCUGAUUUUUGCUACAAAUUACCCGAUCAUGUCACGAUGGAGGAGGGCGCUUUGUUGGAACCAUUAUCAAUUGGAGUCGCUACGUGUCGACGUGCGAAAAUUCGACUCGGUUCGCAUGUACUCAUCAUAGGUGCUGGACCCAUUGGAUUAGUGACACAUAUUGUGGCACAAGCAUGGGGUGCUGCAUCGACGACCAUCCUCGAUUUCGAAGAGCAUCGACUUAAAGUGGCAAUGGAUUUGGGUGUGACCAACGCAUUUAAGGUGUGUAAGGAUAUGGAUGUGCAAGAAGCUGCAAAUAAAUUAAUUAAAAAUAUUGGAGUUAGGCCUGAUAGAACAAUCGAUUGUGUGGGCAAUGAACAAGCCGUGAGAAUAGGAAUCUAUGCCACGCGUUCCGGUGGUAUAUGCACAGUUGUUGGCAUGGGCGCAGCAGAUGUAAAGUUCCCCCUAAUGGAAGCGCUCACACGGGAAGUGGAUCUGAAUGGAGUCUUCCGUUAUUGCAAUGAUUAUCAAUCAGCUUUGGAAUUAGUUUCCUCAAAGGAUACGGGUGUCAAGAAAUUGGUCACGCAUCAUUUUGAUAUUGAAGAUAGUCUUGAAGCUUUUGACACGUCACGUCAUAGAAAAGAAAAUGCUAUUAAAGUACUAAUUCAUGUGCAAAAACGUGAUACAAACAACAAAAAACCAUUUGACAAGUAGGCGAACGCUAUUGUAUUAAAAAUUUCGCGAGUAUAUUUGAAUAAAACUUUUUUCUUUACUUAAA
This is a messenger RNA of Zeugodacus cucurbitae (melon fly), 1516 nucleotides long. RefSeq names its product sorbitol dehydrogenase. Gene Ontology annotation, biological process: D-sorbitol catabolic process. The transcript is spliced from 5 exons. Gene Ontology annotation, molecular function: L-iditol 2-dehydrogenase (NAD+) activity; zinc ion binding. The record is from RefSeq and is a predicted model, not a curated record. Bases 157 to 1452 code for a protein of 431 amino acids. Lineage: Eukaryota; Metazoa; Arthropoda; Insecta; Diptera; Tephritidae.